Messenger RNA from Durio zibethinus, 1206 nucleotides. RefSeq lists its product as uncharacterized. Lineage: Eukaryota; Viridiplantae; Streptophyta; Magnoliopsida; Malvales; Malvaceae. The record is from RefSeq and is a predicted model, not a curated record.
CAUAAAACUCCACCGGAAGAGAGGAGAAGAGAGAUGAAAAGAGAAGGCCGGCUUUUGCUGCAUAAAACUCUCUUCACGUCUCUUCUUUGCGUCUUUAUCUUUGCCGCACACUGACUCCUUCAAUUCUUACCUGUUAAUUUUCAUUUCCCUUUUUAUUCCAAACCAAAUCUUUUCCCUGACAACCCUUUCCACACAUGCUUGUUUUUUGCAUUUUGGGUUUCUUCUCUGCCCAUUUUGUCUCUUUUUUUAUGACCCCUUAAAUGCUAUGUUCUUUGCUUUUCACUUCAUUAUUUGAAUGUAGUUUCUAAUGUUUUCGAUGGUUAUUUUCUGACAAUAAUAAAUCCCACAAUCUUCUUUUUUUUUUCUCUGUUUUAAUCUUCCUGUUUUGCAUGAUUUCUUGUUGUUUGCUUUGAAAAUUUUCCAAGAAAUGGCUGUAGAACUUUGCUCAGAGAAUUCUGGUACGAGUCCAAGGAUUUCAUUUUCUCAUGAUCUUUGUCAUUUUGAUGUUGUGCCUGUCGAGCAACGCCCUCUUAGAUCAAAAUCUUCAGGCUUGGAUUCAAGCAUUGAUUUCGACUUCUGUGUUCGUGAAAGCUUUGAACAAGAAUCAUCAUCUGCUGAUGAGCUUUUCUCUGAUGGGAAAAUCCUUCCUACUAAGAUCAAGAAAAAAGAUGUCCCUUCUAAACAGACUGAUCAAUCUUUACCCCCACAGCCAUUGCCACGAUCAAAUUCUGUUCAUGAGGAAGCCAAUAAUGUUACUGACAAUUCGAAGAAAGAAAGCUGGAAAGAGAACAAGAUUACGCGGGAUGAAACAGUUGAUGAAGUUGAUGAGAAGCAAAAUUCCAAGUCAUUUUGGCGUUUCAAAAGGAGUAGCAGCUUGAAUUGUGGAAGUGGAUAUGGGCGAAGCUUAUGUCCUUUGCUACUUUUAUCAAGAAGCUAUUCAACUGGCUCUACACCAAAUGUCAAACAAGCUUCGAUUUCGAAAGAUUCCCAUAACCAUAAGCAGAAUUCACAUAAACAUGCUAACUCUUCCUCUUAUAAGUCUUCAACAAGUUAUCAGAAACCUCCAUUGAGGAAGAGUUAUAAGCCUUACGGUAAUGUUGUUCGAGUUAAUCCUGUUCUCAAUGUUCCUUCUGGGAAUCUGUUUGGUUUAGGUUCAAUCUUCUUCAAUGGCAAAGAUAAGAAUCACAAGAAGAAAUGAUUGAUAAU